Molecule: messenger RNA, 936 nt
Organism: Trichoplax adhaerens
Lineage: Eukaryota; Metazoa; Placozoa; Uniplacotomia; Trichoplacea; Trichoplacidae
Exons: 9
Coding region: 1-765 (254 amino acids)
Molecular function (GO): carbonyl reductase (NADPH) activity
Source: RefSeq, a predicted model, not a curated record
AUGUCUGGACUUCGGCAUCAAGAUAAAGUAGCUUUAAUAACUGCAGCUACAGACGGUAUUGGGUAUGCAAUCGCUGAACGUCUUGGAAAGGAAGGUGCAAAAGUGGUCAUCAGUAGCAGGAAACAGAAAAAUGUUGAUGCCGCGGUCAAUAAUUUACGCCAACAAGGAAUAGAAGUCAUGGGUCUUGUUUGUCACGUUGGUAAAAAAGAGCAUCGUGAGGCACUUAUUCAAGAAACAGUAGCAAAAUAUGGUGGUAUCGAUAUUCUGGUAUCGAAUGCAGCUGUUAACCCAGUUUAUGGGCCAAUGUUAAAGGUUACAACUGAAGAAGCAUGGGAUAAGAUUUUCGAUAUCAAUGUUAAGGCGUCCUUCUUUCUGGUAAAGUCAGCGAUGCCGUAUAUGAAAAAUCGCAAAGGUGCAUCCGUAAUAUUGGUAUCGUCAAUUGGUGGAUUUACACCUGACAAAAGUCUUGGAGCUUAUAGUACUAGUAAGACGGCAAUGUUUGGAUUGGUUAAGAAUUUAGCUGUAGAAUGUGCUGAAUUUGGCGUAAGGGUCAAUGGUUUAGCACCAGGCUUAAUCAAAACGCGAUUUAGUAAACAACUAUGGGACGGCCGUGAAAGUGAAGCUGUAGGUUUUUCUAUACCAUUAGGAAGGAUUGGUUUACCAGAAGAUUGUGGUGCAGUGGUAUCAUUUCUCGCUUCAGAUGAUGCUGCCUUCGUUGUUGGUGAGAAUAUCGUAGCAGCAGGUGGCCAGUUAUCAAGACUAUAAGGCUAUUGCAAAUACGAAUAGCUGAUUUUACCUCUGCAACAUGUUACUGAAAUCAAUUCACAACCUUUUAGUCGCUAUAAUGAAUUCAUGAACUUAUAGUUUAUCAAUGUAAUAAUAUUGUAAUAUGCUUCGUACAGCUGUUAUUUAGAAUAUUUUUUGCUCAAAUAAAAG